UUUGUAAGAUGUUGACUUUUGCCGCCGCCGCUGAGUUGUGUCGGUGACGCCGACAAGUAGUUCACACGAUUUACGGCAUAAAUCAGCAGCGAGUCAUUGGUUUUCAUUCAGUUUGUGCAAAACGAGCGGCGAGCUAUGCAGUGAUAUAACAAAUAAACGCUUGUUGACGCUAAAAAAUUGGUUGCUCUUUCCCCCGCCGAAGACUACAGCAGCUGGUUGGUGGUUGAUAAACAAAGAAAAAAAUAAUAAUAAUAUUGUAACCGAGUGGAAAUCGUGCAGCAGUACUGGAAAAGGAAAAACUGUAACGUCGCACAAUUGGGAAAUGAAAAUUACAUAGUUGCAAGCAAGCUGAAGGCUGCAGUUGAAAAGAUCUGUAUUGCAGGCUGAGAAACACCACUACAGCAGAAAUUUCAGCUCAAAGCGAACGCUCUCACGCCAAACGCGGCACAAAAGUUAAGUCGUGCGAAAAAUUUUCACUUUGCUGAUAACAAAUGCUGCUUGUUGGAAACGGUAGAGACGGUAAGAGGGUCUGAAAUAAUAUUAAAAAUUGCACGUACGAAACGAAUUUCAGUAAAAGGUUGUGCGCAAGCAAAGAAAUUGUCCUGCCUAGCGAUUGAAAUACAACGCAGAAUACCAUACGCAUACCAACAGGCGCUGGCAGCAACUAAAAAUAGACACAUCCUCACACUUAAGGGAGAGCCAUUUGCACCGCACACAACACAACUCCCACACGCGCUUGGCAUUAGACGCCUACGCGUUCCAGCUUGCGUCGUAGAGCGACGAAACGCUGAAAGGCACAUCGUGCCCGAAAAGCCCUAGCAGUGCAACCUUGCGUCUCGCUGCGACAGUAAUAACGAAUUUGGUAUAAAAGACAAAAAAAUCGCACAGACGCCACUAGCUGCCACCAGCUAGCUACUUAACUAACGCUCAUCACUUGUCAAUUUCACGUCAAGAUGUUCACACGCUGUCGCCAUCAGCAGCACCAGCCACAGCCACAGCUGUUCCUCGCCUUCACAUUAGCUUUGCUGCUGUGUGCCACCUUAACGCAAGCGUUUGUCAUUAAGGAUGACGAGUCCUUCCUGCAAUCGCCCUAUUAUCAGUCGCAGGGCGAAAUCGAGGACAUGUUUGCACGUUUCGCCAAGACAUUCCCGGAGAAUGCGCGUGUCGAGACCAUCGGCCGUUCGCUGGAGGGCCGCAAUUUGGUGGUCUUGCAGAUCGGCAAGAACGUGCAGCAACCACGCACACCGCUCACGCCCAUGGUCAAAUACAUUGGCAACAUGCAUGGCGAUGAGACAAUUGGUCGCCAGCUGCUUAUCUAUUUGGCCCAAUAUCUGCUGUACAACUAUGAGACGAACUUGGAGGUGGCGAACCUGGUCAACACCACCGACAUAUAUCUGAUGCCGACAAUGAAUCCAGAUGGCUACGAGCGAUCGCAGGAAGGUAAUUGUGAAUCACUUCUGAAUUAUGUUGGUCGCACCAACGCAGCUGGCAUCGAUUUGAAUCGCGACUUUCCCGAUCGCCUGGAAAAUCAACAAGUCACCCAAUUGCGCUCGCACCGACGUCAACCGGAGACGGCGGCCAUCAUUAACUGGGUGCUCAGCAAGCCGUUUGUCUUAUCGGCCAAUUUCCAUGGCGGCGCAAUUGUGGCGAGUUAUCCGUAUGAUAAUUCAAUCGCCCAUCAUGAAUGCUGCGAAGAGAGUCUCACACCGGACGAUCGCGUAUUUAAGCUAAUGGCUCACACGUAUGCCAAUAAUCAUCCGAUCAUGCGACAGGGUCACAGCUGCAAUGACACCUUCACCGAUGGCAUAACAAAUGGCGCCCACUGGUAUGAGUUGAACGGUGGCAUGCAAGAUUUCAAUUACGCCUACACAAACUGCUUCGAAUUGACCAUUGAGUUGUCGUGUUGCAAAUUUCCAACUGCUGCCACGCUGCCCGCCGAAUGGGCGCGCAACAAGCGUAGUUUACUGCAGCUACUGAAACUGGCCCAUGUCGGCGUUAAAGGUCUGGUUACGGAUGCUAGUGGUUAUCCAAUCACUGAUGCAAGCAUUGUGGUCUCCGGGCUGGAGGAUAAGCCGAUACGCACCACGAAACGCGGCGAAUACUGGCGUCUGCUCACACCCGGCUUAUACAAUGUGCAAGCAUUGGCAUUUGGCUAUCAGCCCAGUGAGCCGAAACAGGUGCACGUGACCAACGAGAAUAGCGAGGCGUUGCGCCUCGACUUCACACUGUCGCCGCUCGAGACGAACUACGAUGGUGAUUUCCGCAAAGUGAAAGUGGAACGGUCCAAAGCGCCUGCGAAUGACGACGAUUUCCUGACGCCAACCAAAUUUGAGCAUCACAACUUUACGGAAAUGGAAAAAUAUUUACGUAACAUUGCCGAGUCAUACCCUAGCAUAACCCGUCUUUAUUCGAUCGGUAAGAGUGUACAGCAACGUGAUCUCUGGGUUAUGGAGCUAUUUGUCACACCGGGUCAACAUAUAGCCGGCGUACCGGAGUUUAAAUAUGUCGCCAAUAUGCAUGGCAACGAAGUAGUCGGCAAAGAGAUGUUAUUACUGCUGACAAAGUACAUGUGCGAACGCUAUAGUGUCGACGGGCGCAUCACGAAGUUGGUAAAUACUACACGGAUGCAUUUUCUCUACAGCAUGAAUCCCGAUGGCUAUGAAAUAUCACACGAGGGUGAUAAAUCAAGCGGCAACGGGCGUGCUAAUGCGAAUAAUAUCGAUUUGAACCGUAACUUUCCCGAUCAAUACGGCACAGACAAGUAUAAUGCGGUGACCGAACCGGAGGUGGCUGCAGUCAUGAAUUGGACGCUUUCGCUACCGUUUGUAUUGUCGGCGAAUCUACAUGGCGGCUCAUUGGUAGCCAAUUAUCCAUUCGAUGACAACGAAAACGAUUUCAACGAUCCAAUUGCCCGUCUACGGAUGGCAACGACAAUGGGUCGAAAGCUUAAUCCGACGGAGGAUAACGAGUUAUUUAAACAUUUGGCUUCGGUGUACGCGGAGGCUCAUCCUACAAUGCAUCUCGGCAACCCAUGUCCCCUUUUCAAACACGAAUACUUUCCUAAUGGCAUUGUGAAUGGCGCCCAGUGGUAUAGCGUGACGGGCGGCAUGCAGGAUUGGAAUUAUAUACGCGCCGGCGUACUGGAACUGACACUCGAGUUGGGCUGCGACAAGUUUCCAAUGGCCGAGGAGUUGAUAAAUUAUUGGCACGACAACCGUGAGCCACUGCUGAAAUUUAUCGAGCAAGUACACUACGCCGUGCAUGGUACGGUCCGCAGCUCUAUCGGCUCGGCUAUAGCGGGUGCGGCAGUCCGACUAGAUGGGGCCAAACAUGCCGGUUUUAGUGGUGUCAAUGGCGAUUACUGGAAGCUGGCCUUGCCAGGCAGACAUAACAUUACAAUAAUCGGAGAUGGUUUUGCGCCAUAUCGCGAGGAAGUCGAAAUACCAGAAGACACACGAGAGAUGCGCCUGGAUGUGAUCUUGAUGCGCGAUGAUCCACAGCAUUGGUCUUCGGCCAAUGAUUUCCGUGUGAUCGAGAAUGUGGUGAAGACGCGCUAUCACAGCAAUCCAGAAAUUCGACAACGUUUAGCUGAGUUCGAAACGCGCAGUGGUCAGAUUGCGUCCUUUGGCUAUGCAGAGAGCGAAUUCGGUAUCUACUAUAACUCUAUUAAGCUGACAGCCGAUAUCGGUGAACCUGAGGAGACAAAAUAUAAAAUUCUCAUUCUGAGUUCCUUCUUCGACACCACCUCGCCGCUGGGUCGUGAAAUCACUAUGAAUAUAGCGCGGCACAUACGUGAGGGCUACAAAAUACGCGAUACCAGCACCUUGAACUUACUCGAAAAGAGUGUGCUAUACCUAUUACCGUUAACUGAUAACUUCGAUGUAAUCUUCAAUAUGUAUAACAGAAAUAACUCGCUCUGUGAUCCCGAACUAGGUAAUGAGUUAGCUGAUCGUUUGCUCAGUCCCGAAACGGAGAAGAAACGCGAUUUACUUUUGCAGUUUUUAGAUACCGAACGCUUCGAUCUGGUGUUAACCUUUACUGCUGGCAGUUCAGAUUUAACUUACCCCAAAGGCGAACCAAUCAUCGAGAAGCUCGCACAUUCCAUUAAAGACAGCGAGUUCAGCACACCGCCACAUCAAUGCUCGCUCACCAGCACACGUUCCCUGCAUCAGGCCACAACGGACCGACUUACAAAUCUUCUUUACAAAAUGUACAACAUACCUCUCUUCAGCUUGGGGCUCUCCUGCUGUCGUAUGCCCGUCCAAUCGGAAAUCGCCGGCAUUUGGCGCAAAAAUAUCGACAGAAUUAAGAACUUCCUACGCCUCAUCGAAACCGGCGUAGAAGGUCUGGUGCACAACGAUAAAGGUGAGCCGCUGCGCAACGCUUUCGUGCGUCUCAUCGAUCAUCACCACGUCUACAAUGUUACACGCAAUGCGGCACGUUUCCAAAUCAUUCUGCCGCCUGGCGAAUACGCUUUAGAAAUUAGCGCGCCGCAUUAUGAGUCUGAGGUAAAACGUGUGCUAAUCACACCACAACAUGUCAACAACAUGGGCGUGGUGAAAUUGAACGCCUUUACACUGCUCACCGGUGUGAGCGAGGUGCAUCGCUUGGGCGGCGACAAUGCGGGCAGCGCAACUGCACUUAACACGCAGACAGCAACCAUCUCCGGCUUCGUUCUGGACACCAUCAAUCACCCCGUGAAGCAUGCAAAGGUUUCGAUCGUAGCGCCACACACGCGCAACUAUCUGCGCAAUUUCACCGACAGUUUGGGCGCCUAUAGCAUAAGCGGUGUGCCGCUGGGCGAGAUAACACUGAAGGUGGAGGCGCCGCGUCAUGUGAGCACUGAGCGCGCGGUGCAUGUAGAAGGUGGCGCAGUGCGCGGUGUCAUUUUCCGUCUGAAUGUCGACGAACAUGUGUGGGGCAUGCCACGUUGGCUGUUCAUCUUGUUCGCCAGCAUCAUUAUUAUUGUGACCAUGAUACUCUGCUUCUUGUGCGUGCAAUUCUUGUUGGCACGUCGCCAUCGCGCCGACAAACGGUACUACAGCUUUUCGCUUCUCCCCCAGAAGGGAAAAGAACUGUUCGAGGAUGAUGGUGAUGAUGGCGAAACGGAACUGUUCCGCUCACCCAUCAAAAAAAGCAUGUCCAUAAAACCUUACUAUGACGUCGAGGGACUCGAAAUGGCGCACAGCGAUGACGAUGAAGACGAUUUUCGAAAUGAUUUCAACGAGGAUAGCGGUGAAGACGUAGUCAUGUUGGAUAAACGAAAAUAAACUGUGAUUAAUAAAGAAAAUAACGAAAACAACCACAACAACAACAUGCUGAUAGUAAUUAGUACAAGCAGGAAAGACCACAAACCACAUUGGCACAGCAAAGUACGUACUAACUCUGAUUUACAUGCUAAAUUAUAACUUAGAUUUUAUAUACACAUGUUAAACGUAGAUAAAUUUGCAAAAAUUUGAAAUAUUUUCGCACAGAAAAUUUAAUAAAUAAAAUGUACGAAAAGUAAUCAUUUUACCAAAAUACAAUAAUAUUAAAAACAACUAAUUUCAAUAAAUCUUCAAAUUAAACAAGUGUUUUCUAAUAUUUUAUAAUUAAUUUAUUUUUAAAUGCUAAUAUUUCCAAUGAUAUUAUUCUAACAAUGUAACUAGUUUGUAAAAUUGUGCAAAAAUAUACAACAAACAAAUACAUAUGUAAAAGCAAAAAAAAAGUAAAUAUCAGUAAUUCUAACUGCCAACCUCUGCAACCGAAUCUCAACGAAAAGUUAACAUUGAAAUUUUUAUAAAAAAAAUCAGCUUUGUCAAUGUAUCCUGAAUUCAGCUGUUUAAAUUUUCAAUUAAAAUAUUUAAAAAAAAUUAAACCUGCUAGUGCUUUCAUAUUUGAAAAAUUUUAGCUGCAUUCAUUGUAUAAAAAUAAUAAAAAAAAAAAUCAUUUACCAAAAAAGACUGACGGUAAAUUAGAGCAUCAAUUUUAAUGUAUAAAUAAAUUAAGCAAUUGACAAUUAAUUCAAUUUUAUGCAUGCACGCCAAAGUUUUUUCAAAAUUUAGUUACUCAUUUGCCAAACUUGCUUUGAAGUCUUUAAAAUAAAUUGAAUUUAAAAUGUAAUAUACUGUGAAUGCUAACGACUUUUACACGCGCAAAAGUUUUGUUGGUAAUAAUGAAGUUAUUGUUUUCCGUUUCUUCCGUUUUCUUUUUCUUUUCGUUUCUGUAAAGUAUAAAUUUUUUGUUUGACAGCUAAAACUAAAGCAAAAGUAUAUGCUAUAUGUAUAUAUACAUAAAAAAUUAGGAAAAGUAAGAAAAAAAAUGUUUUUGAUAUUUUUUCCUGGGAAGUUGCAUUUUAUUUUUAUAUACAUAUAUUUGCAUUUUUUUUCUAAAUUUAGCAGCUUGAAACUAAAAUUAGAUAAAAAUAUAUAUAUAUUUUAAAAUCAAUUUCAACUUUUUCAAAUAUUAUUUUUUUUUUAACAAAAAACUGUGUUUAAUGUAUCUUUUUUAUAAAUAAAAAUUUCAAUUGUUAAAAUAUAUUAUAAAAUUGUCAAAAUCUAUAAUUUUUGGGCAUUUUAAAAUGAACUUCAUAUUUCGUUAAAAAAAUAUGCAUUAAAAAUUUCAACUAAUUAAAAAUAAGUUAAAUGUCCAUUUGCAGAUAUGGUGUCACUUUAUAAUUUUCUUUAGUAAUCAUUCUAAUCAUAUUUCCAGUGCAGCACACAUUCCACAAAAGUUGUAUAUUUUUUCAUGAAAUUUUCUUUUACCAUGCAUACAUUUUUUUAAAGAGUAGUUUAGUAGUUUGAUGCUUUUUAUGGUACUCAUGAAAAAUUAAAAAAAUAUAUUUAUACAAUAUAUACACAAUUAAUAUAAUUUAUAUUAUAUCUCUAUGCGUAGCGCGUGUUGAACACCAAAACUGUGCAAUACAUUAAGAAAGAAUGGCAAAUUUAAAAAAAAAAAGCGAAUAUAUAAAUCCAUAUGAAUAAUUUAAAAAUAUAUAUACAUAAAUGUAAUCAUACAACACACACGUACGCCUGUCAAGCCGUGAAAACAGCAAACAGUUGUAU
This is a messenger RNA of Bactrocera dorsalis (oriental fruit fly), 7043 nucleotides long. It is a transcript of the gene svr, whose product is annotated as carboxypeptidase D. Gene Ontology annotation, molecular function: metallocarboxypeptidase activity; zinc ion binding. The record is from RefSeq and is a predicted model, not a curated record. Gene Ontology annotation, biological process: proteolysis. The transcript has 12 exons. The coding region runs from base 954 to 5270 and encodes 1438 amino acids. Lineage: Eukaryota; Metazoa; Arthropoda; Insecta; Diptera; Tephritidae.